AUGUACGCCAUCUACUCCCUGCUGGUCUACAUCUUCUACACCCUCUUCCGCAAGGAGCCCAGCCAGGAUGACGGGCAGCUCCUGGAGCCGGAGCCCCCCCAGCUGGUGGAGUCGAUCAGCGCCCUGCAGGGUGAGCGUGCCCGGCUGGCGGAGGAGAUCCAGGGCCUGCGGCAGGAGCUGGAUGAGCGCGAGAAGGACAAGCAGCAGCUGGCCGGCAGCUUCCACCUGCAGAUCCAGGAGCUGAAGCAGCAGAUCGAGGAGCGCGAGGACGAGCUGGCGCGGCUGCGCACGGGCAUGGGGGUGACGGACUCGGAGAAGCGGAUCCACAACCUGACGGUGGAGAACGAGGGGCUGAAGCAGAGUCUUGGCGUCACCCAGGGGCUCCUGCAGCAGCUGGCGGCCGUGUCUGCCCAGCCCUCUGCCCUGCUGGCCAAGGAGAACGAGGACCUGCGGGGCCAAGUGCAGCGCCUAGAGGCGUCGCUGCAGCAGAAGCUGGCACAGCUGGCGCAGCUGGAGGGGCAGGUGGACGCACUGCAGUGGCACAAGGAGGAGGAGGCGCGGCAGCUGGACGAGCGUCUCUGCGCACUGCAACAGGCCUUGGAUGCCCAGCUCAGCCGGGCCCCCGAUGUGCAGGUCAGCUGGGUGUGGGGGAGGAGGGUCAUGCACACGCACACACAGGAGGCGCGGCAGCUGGACGAGCGUCUCUGCGCACUGCAACAGGCCUUGGAUGCCCAGCUCAGCCGGGCCCCCAAUGUGCAGUACGUGACCCAGACGGUGGAGGUGGAGUCUCCCAGCACGCUGCGGUCCCUGGCCGAGGCGGAGGAGCGGAACCGGGUGCUGCAGGAGCAGCUCUCCAGCCAGGGCGAGAGGUGCCAGCGGCUGACGGAGCAGCUGCAGGGCUCCGAGGAGGUGGCUGCUGGGCUGCGGCAUAAGAUUUUGGCCUAUGAGCAUGAGAUGGCCCAGCUUCGUGAGCAGCUGCUGCGGGAGAUCAGCCACCUGGAGGCCCAGAAGGAAGAGGCCGUGAAGGAGGCGUCGGAGUGCUCCGAGCAGCACCUGGACCAGCUCCGCCAGCAAUUUGCAGGCGUGCGCCAGCGCCUGGCCGUGCUGCAGCCCCUGCUCCGCAGCAUCAGGACCGACUACGGCAGCCUGCGCGGCCAAGUGCGCAGCUUCUCCGACUUCUAUGAGGCCGCCCUCAAGGAGGCCAGGCAGCAGAUGUGCUCGGCCAUCAGCGAGGUAUCGGAGGCCAACCAGGACCUGCGGGAGAAGUACCAGCACGAGGUCUUGCUGCGCAGGAAGUACCACGACCAGCUGGUGGAGCUCAAAGGGAACAUCCGGGUGCUGUGCCGCCUGAAGCCGGUGACGGAGGCCGAGCAGCAGGCCAGCGAGGCGAGCGUGGCUGUGAGCACGGAGCCCGGCAGCGAGAGCAGCGUCACGACCUCUUACAAGGGCAAGGAGCGCACCUUCGAGCUGGACAAGGUCUUCCUGCCCCAGGCCACCCAGGAGGAGGUCUUCCUGGAGAUCGAGCCGCUGGUCCUGUCCUGCCUCAACGGCUACAACGUCUGCAUCUUCGCCUACGGGCAGACGGGCUCCGGCAAGACCUACACCAUGGAGGGCGUCCCCGAUGACCCUGGGAUCAACCAGCGGGCACUGGAGGUGCUGUACCGGGAGAUGGAGGCCAAGCAGGGGCUGUGCAAGUACGCCGUGAGCCUUAGCCUGGUGGAGAUCUACAACGAGGUCAUCCGGGACCUGCUGGGCAAGGACCCCCAGGAGAGGCUGGACAUCAAGCUGAACCCCGACGGCAGCGGGCAGCUCCAUGUGCCCGGCCUCACCUGUGUGGAGGUGCAGGGCUUCCGUGAGAUCAAGAAGAUGCUGGCGCUGGGCAAGAGGAACCGGGCGACCCACUGCACCAACAUGAACGAGCGCAGCUCCCGCUCGCACGCUCUGCUCACCAUCACCAUCACCGGCACCGACCUCGCCACUGGCACCAAGACCUCAGGGAAGCUGAACCUGGUGGACUUGGCGGGCUCGGAGCGCGUGUGGAAGUCGGGGGCGCAGGGCGAGCGGCUGAAGGAGGCGCAGAGCAUCAACAAGUCCCUGCUGGCGCUGGGCGAGGUGAUCCAGGCGCUGCGCGCCAAGCAGCCCCACGUGCCUUUCCGCAACUCCAAGCUCACCUACCUGCUGCAGGACUCGCUGGGCCGCGGCAACAAGACCGUCAUGAUGGUGCAGAUUUCACCUCUGCAGAGGGACGUGGGCGAGACCGUUUGCUCCCUCAAGUUUGCCCAGCGCGUCUGCAAGGUGGAGCUGGGCCCGGCCGCCCGCCGUGUCGACCCCUCGGGCCCUGGUGAGGCCUGAGCCCUGCGGCCAUGAAGCCAUCAGGUGCCCUCCUGCUGCCCCCUUGCCACCCCCAACCCCCAGAUAGGGCAGAACCAGGGGCUGUAGGGCAGGUUGGCCCCGCUGCAUCCAGGCCCCCAGAGCUGCAGGGCAGGGGCUACUGCCCCACGUCCCUCCCACCAACUGGGUGAGAAGGGAGCCAGCUCUGCCCCCUGCUCCCUCCUGGGUGGGGGUGAGGUGCCUGCCCACCCCCAGUCCUCGUAGCCCCCACCCCCAGCCUAGGGGAGCUCAGCAUCCCCCUUUGCAGUGCUGGGACCUGUCCCCCAUGGCUUGAGACCCCCCCAGCCCUCUGCCCAAGAGUCCCGGGGCCAC
This is a messenger RNA of Alligator sinensis (Chinese alligator), 2703 nucleotides long. Its product is annotated as kinesin-like protein KIFC3. The record is from RefSeq and is a predicted model, not a curated record. The transcript is spliced from 16 exons. Gene Ontology annotation, biological process: microtubule-based movement. The coding region runs from base 1 to 2352 and encodes 783 amino acids. Lineage: Eukaryota; Metazoa; Chordata; Crocodylia; Alligatoridae. Gene Ontology annotation, molecular function: microtubule motor activity; ATP binding; microtubule binding.